Messenger RNA from Lactuca sativa (garden lettuce), 2244 nucleotides. RefSeq lists its product as uncharacterized. The record is from RefSeq and is a predicted model, not a curated record. Lineage: Eukaryota; Viridiplantae; Streptophyta; Magnoliopsida; Asterales; Asteraceae.
AUAUUCAUAAAUUCAGGAUCUUAGAAGAUAUUAUUACCCUUUUCGGAGGCAGUUUUGAUUCAGGCAAAACCGCCAAUCUGCCCAAUAUCAUAUACCCUUUCAGUCGCCCAUUAUUCCCCUCUCUCCUACGAGCGCCUUGUUGGCCUCGCUUUUUCACCAUGAGCGGCGGCGGCGUCACUAGGGUUUCGAUUCCGCACAACGCUCGGAAGGUAAUUCAAGAAAUCAAAAAGACCAUAGGAUCCAAGCACAGCGAUGAGUUCGUGUACACAACGCUCAAAGACUGUGAUAUGGAUCCUAAGGAAGCUAGCCGGAGAUUGAAGAUGAUUCAUGAUAUCAUAGAGAUCGCUGGGAAGCACAACGUAGAGGAUGUUUACACAAUGCUCAAAGACUGCAACAUGGAUCCUAACGAAGCUGCUCAGAGGCUCUUAUAUAUCGAUACUUUUCAUGAAGUUAAAAAGAAACAUGAUCGGCGUAAAUCUAUAAGCAGUGAUACAUCUGAAGAUUAUAAACGGACACAGGGUAAUCAAUGGCGGAGAAAUUUGAGUUCAGGGAAGGAAUAUGGUGUUACUAAUCGCCAAGAGAGGGUUUCAAGGCUGAUCAUUCCAGUUGAUUCUGUAAAAGUAAACAAUGGUGCACAUGUGGCAAAUUCUGUUGCCAAUGGCAAUGGUACAUUGGUUGUAUCUAAUGGGAGCUACAGUGAUAAGCUUGCACCUGAAUCAUCUUCUACUUCAGAUACUGUUGUGGUUUCCUCUAAGAACACUUGUGCUGUUGGUACUAUACAAUGUGAGAUUGUAAAACGCAGUGGCUCUACUAAAUCAAAUUCCAGACUUCCAGCUGGAACUGGAAUUAAGGUCAGUGCUGAUUCCAUUCCGGUUGUUGUAGAACCUGCAGAUUCUGACAAUGCAAGACAACUAAAGUCUGAUGUAGUUGAAGGAAUUGAGAUCUCUGAGUCUCUGAAGCCUCUUUCUUUAUCGGCUGUCAAUCCCAGUCAGGAUAAUCAGCCUCCUCAAUCGUUACAUGAGCCUGUAAAAGUGAAUGGCUGUUGGAUCCCUGAAGAAAAACCAGAGUUGAAGGUAUCUGGUGAUGUGGGUGUAGAAAAGUCAAGCUAUCAGGCUGUUAUUUUCCCUGAUCAUCUCCAAGUCCCUGAAAAUUUAAAAAGUCAGUUCACAUUUGGAAGUUUGGAUGUUGUCCAAGAAGCUUCUUCUUUAAAAUCAUCUCAUCCUGAUUCUGCUUUAAAACAUGAUGAGACAAAAAAGGUGGAGGUGGAGGUGGAGGUGGAGAUGAUGCCUCCAUUAGGAUUAGGAGGAGGAUUUCAGAAUCCAAUUGUUCAAAGGGACUACAGUUUUGGUUAUAUGCCACAUCUGAUGGGCCCGGGCCCACAUUUUCUACAUGUUGAUGUACCUGAGCUCCAGAGUCAGAGUGGGAGUGGGGGCUCUGUGGUUACAUCCGGAAUAGGUCAAACUCCUGCAACACAAUCUGCAACAGUAGGAGCAGCCCAGAAUCCCAUAUCAUUGUCUCCACCUCCUCCUCCUCCUCCUCCUCCUGUUUUUCCCUAUUUUAGACAAGUAUUUCCAAGUUAUGUCCCUUAUAAUCCUUAUUUCCCACAUUUUUAUAUACCACAAAAUGCUCACUUGUUCAACCAUGCUCAUGCUCAUGCUCAUGCUCAUGGUGUAUUCCCUACUCACCAACCACCACCUACAUCAACACCAGUACCAGCAGCAGCUACAGGGAUCAAAUUCCCUGUUCCUCAGCUCAAACAAGGAAGUAAUGAUGACGAUGUUACUGUUUCUCAAUCUCAACAAAAAGAUAACAACCUUCUUCAACAGAUACAGGGUGAAGUUUGGGGUAGAGAGGUAGUGCCGAAUUAUUUUUACAACUUUGUUCCUCAAGCUCAAGGACAUGGACCCAUAUAUCAAUAUCAAUAUCAAUCUGCUUCUACUUGUAAUGUACAGCCAGUGAUAGUACCGGUUCCAUUGAUGUAUCAAUCUCAGUCUACUACGACUGCUGCUGCUACAAAUACAAUUGAACCAUCACCAUAACUGGAACAGCAACACAUCACUGCCACUGCAUAGAGAUAGAGAUACAGACAGACAAGUUGAUGGAUGAUCCCCUACCCCACCUUUUAUUAUUUCAUCAUAUUCAGCUUUAUUUUUGGAAAAAAUACAAUAUUAUAUUUUCGGGGGAUGAUGAUGAUGAUGAUUCAACUAAGACUGACUGAGUGUAUAUAAACAAAAAUUCCCUGCC